Thlaspi arvense is the source of this 807-nucleotide messenger RNA. Lineage: Eukaryota; Viridiplantae; Streptophyta; Magnoliopsida; Brassicales; Brassicaceae. The record is from the annotation of a GenBank genome assembly.
AUGACAUUUCACCGGAAUGUACGCCGUAUCUCCCAUUAUAUGGCAGUUGUGGAGCACUAUUCCGGUCGAUUCACGGACGUCGCUGCGUGCCUGAGCUGUGACCAUACACGAUUGACCUCCCUUGGGUUUUCGAAUGACUAUUUCACAGUUCUGGAGGAUGCAUUUCGCGUCCCCGAAGAUGAAAUCUACGGUUCCGGAGACUGUGCACUCGCGGUAGAAUUGCCGGUGAGAGUGGACAACACGGCGAAAUCCGCCGUGACUCUCAGCGCCACCGCCUGUCCUCCAUUUGGUCCAGCCGUGUUCUCGAUCCAGAUGGGAAAAUUGAAACUCACUGACGGUGGCUGUAAGGAACGUCUUGACUUUUCCGAUACCGAAAUUGAGGCUGCCGGUGAUUUUGGUCUUGGUUGGUCCAUCACCGAUAAAAGUGAUAGCAUCGGAGAUGGUCUUGAACUGGCCAGUUCCGUCUUGAGCCACCACGGCAUUAGCUCUCACUGUUGGUCCUCCACCCGGUGGUUCUGCCAUGAGCCGCCGUGCCUCUGGUCCGACCCAUGUUGGGAUACCAUCUUCUGUAUACAAGAGCUUUCUAGCGUAGCUUGCAAGAGCACCGGGAGAAUGGUGGAGAGGUCUGCUGGAACGCGAUGGAGCCACUUAGCCAAACCCGAAGAUCCUCGACAAAUCCGUCAAUCUGAGAAACUGAGAACCCGUGAUCAACACACUUUCUCAGAUCAUCGAUGGCGUCAAUCAUCAGCGUCUCACACAGCUCGAAAGCACCCUUUGCUUCGGGGUCAUCGUCAGCCUUGGAUUUAA